This is a messenger RNA of Colletotrichum scovillei, 1377 nucleotides long. RefSeq names its product N-carbamoyl-L-amino acid hydrolase. Bases 1 to 1377 code for a protein of 458 amino acids. NCBI's taxonomy places the organism in Eukaryota, Fungi, Ascomycota, Sordariomycetes, Glomerellales, Glomerellaceae. The record is from RefSeq and is a predicted model, not a curated record. Gene Ontology annotation, molecular function: hydrolase activity, acting on carbon-nitrogen (but not peptide) bonds, in linear amidines. The transcript is spliced from 4 exons.
AUGAUUGCCCGCCUAAGGCCAGUAAUUCUGUCCGUUCCCCGCCGGGUGAGGUCCCUCUCAACCGCGCGGGGUUCCUUAUCUGGACUCAAGAUCAACACCGACCGCCUUCAAGAGACGAUUCAUCAUACGUGUCAAUGGGGUGCAGCGCAUCGAUACGGAAAGGGUGCGACACAGACAGGCAUGGCCAGACUGGCGCUGUCCGACGACGAUGCUCGCGUGAGAAAAUGGUUCGCCGAUGAGGUGGCAAGCCUUGACUGUGAACUGGCAAUCGACGAGAUGGGAAACAUGUUUGCGAAACGUCAAGGAGCGCUCAAAUCUUCUGCUCCGAUGACAGCCAUGGGGAGCCAUCUUGAUACCCAACCCCGCGGUGGCAGAUAUGACGGCAUUCUGGGCGUUCUAGCCGCCAUAGAGGUGAUGAGAACACUAAAAGACAAUAACUUCAAGACGCAAUUCGAUGUUGGUAUCGUUAAUUGGACCAACGAAGAAGGCGCCCGUUUCCCGAGAUCAAUGAUGUCCUCCGGCGUCUGGGCAGGUGAAACCCCGCGGGAAAAGGCCUGGGACUUAGGCGAUAUCUUCGACCCUUCUGUGACCGUCAAGUCCGAGCUGGAGCGACACGGCUACAUCGGUCCGCUCGCCUGUUCAAGCGACGCAUCAACUGGUUACCCUCUGGGUGCACACUUUGAGUUGCACAUCGAGCAGGGCCCCAUCCUCGAGGAGAACGGCAGGAAGAUCGGCGUCGUGCAGGGCGCGCAGGCGUAUCGCUGGUUCACCUUCACCAUCACAGGCCGCGAUGCACACACGGGCACCACGCCGUUGAAGUCUCGCAGGGACCCGUUGCUCGCGGCGUCCAAGAUGAUUGUUUCCUCCAACGCCAUCGCGAAGGAGCUCGGGGCGCUGGCGUCGACAGGUGUUCUCAAGAUCCCACCCAGCUCGUCGACCAACACCAUCGUCUCGGAGGUUACCUUCACGCUUGAUAUUCGCCAUCCCGAAGACGCAGUUGUCGAAGAGGUACAAAGGCGCUGCAUCGAGUCGUUUGAGAAGAUCGCCGGGGAGGAUGGCCGCGGGGUCGAGGUGCAGUGGACGCUCGAUACCGAUUCGCCCGCGGUCAAGUUUGACAAGGAGUGCAUCCAAGCCGUGGAGAAUGCAGCGAUUGGUCUUUUUGGGCCGGACGGCUGGCUGCCGUUGACGAGCGGCGCGGGGCAUGACAGCGUUUACACGAGCAAGCGGUGCCCGACGACGAUGAUUUUCGUCCCUUGCAAGGACGGCGUGAGCCAUCACCCGGAGGAAUAUUGCAGUCCGGAAGAUUGCGCGAAUGGCACUCAAGCCCUGCUCGAAGCCGUUGUAAGCUACGACCAUCUGAGAGCUAGCAAAAAGUGA